UCAGCAGCAUAUUGGUGUCGGCUUGUUCACUUGGUCAGAUGGUAUCGCGGGUUCUCUAACGAUAUAUAUAUAUAAAUUUUUUAUUUAAGAAUAAAUAAUAAAACGGUCAAGAUGAGUUCUGGAAUGCCAGAACUUGGCUCUAAGAUCAGCUUAAUAUCUAAAGCUGAUAUUCGUUAUGAAGGAAGACUUUUUACUGUUGAUCCUCAAGAAUGUACUAUUGCUCUCGCUAAUGUACGUUCGUUCGGUACCGAGGAUCGGGACACGAAAUUUCCGGUCGCUCCACAAAAUCAAAUUUACGAGUACAUUCUCUUCAGAGGCUCUGAUAUAAAGGACAUUCGGGUUAUCAACAAUGUCAACACUAUUCCUAAUGAUCCGGCGAUUGUUCAGAUGACAGUUCAACCAACGAUGAACCAACAGUCAUACCAACCGCAGCCUGGAUAUGGACAUCCGAUGAUGGGUCAAAUGCCUCCAAUGGGUGGACAAUAUGGGCCGCCGUAUGGCAUGGCCAUGGGAGCAAUGGGUCCAGUAAUGACGAUGCCUCCAGUUAGAGAUCCUCGAGGAACAAUGAAUAAACCUCCAAGUGAGUUGACCUCAGGACCCAUCGAUUCCAACGUCAUCAAUAUCCCCAAUACACUGCCGACGGCCAACGUCAAGCCGUUGACAAAAGAUCAAUCUCUUGAAGAUGGUGUUAUGGAUCUAAUAAGUGGCUCACGUUCAACGACACCAACAUCUUCAUUGCUUACUAGAAAGAGCCCAACAAUGGAUCAAGGAACCCAAGUAGGACAACAGCAACAACAAAAACAAUCUGUUGGAAAAGCUGUUGAGAAACCUACUAAUCGAACUGUACAUUCACAACAACAUCGUGAACGCGACACACAAAAUCGUGCUCGGACUGGCAGUGGAAUGUCACAUUACAGCGACGGAAAACGUGAUGUAGUUACUCAUGAUAAUCAGAUGCACAAUCAAAGACAUUCUCGUGGCUCUCAUGGAUCCCAAGGUUCUCAUGGACCUCAGGGUGGUCGUGGCAGUCGUGGUGGAUGGAUCCCACGUGGUAACGUUUCACGCGGGCGUGGACGAGGACGUGGUGGUGCUUUUCCACAAAAUCAAGCGGGUAAUGCUGGUGGUAAACCUAAAAAUACUUUGAAAUUCGACAAUGAUUAUGAUUUUGAACAAGCAAAUACUGAAUUCGAAGAACUUAGAUCUCGAUUGGCUAAAACAAAGAUUGAUGUGGGUACAGAAAAUGAAAAGAAAGAUGACAGCGGAAAUGAGACAGGCGCUGGUGAGGGAGAACCUGAAGAAGAAACUGAUGUUGUUCAUUAUGACAAAGCUAAAUCGUUCUUUGAUAAUAUUAGCUGUGAAGCUGUUGAGAGAAGUAAAGGAAGAUCUCAACGUACGGAUUGGCGAACAGAACGUAAAUUGAAUUCAGAAACAUUUGGAGUAUCAUCAACAAGACGUGGUGGUUUCCGUGGUAGAGGCUACUAUAACCGUGGAAUGGGUGGUGGUACAUAUCGCAAUAAUAAUACUGGACCUGGUGGACCACUAGGUGGAGCAAAUGUUGGAUCAGGUGGAUACCGUGGAAAUUAUCGAGGAAAUCGAGGUAACAAUUCGGCUAAUCGUAAUAAACGAGGGCAAAAUCACGGUAGUAACAGUAAUGGUGGACAAAACGGUCCUAUCAAUAAUCAAAGUACAAGUCAAAAUCGUCUUGUUACUGGUACCGCGUAAAAGUGAUUAAAUUUAUAAAUAUAUACAUGCAAAUAUAUGUAUAUAUAUAUCUCCCCUGAACCCAAUACAAUUAUUAUUAAUCACUAGAACGGGAUUAAACAUACAAUUAUAAAUAAACAACGCGAUACUUUAUAAGUAUUUACUUAGCUUAAGAUUUUUACUGUGUGUGCGGUGUUACAAUAGCAAGAGAAAUAAAAAUAAUCGAAAGUAAGAUAAAAUAAUAAUUUUAAUUAGUAUUUCGAUUCAAUUAUUAUUAAUGUGGAUUUAAUGUCAUUGUAAAAAAUAACAAAAAAAAACUUUGACAUUGCGAAAAAGUAUACAGAAUUUCGUAUUCUAUAAAUUUAUUUAAAAUGAUAAAUAUUAUUGCGUUUAUAAUUUUAAAAGUAGCCAAGAAUAUAAUCGUCAGCCGCGAUAUAAAUGCAUUAAAUACUUUUGAAGUUACAUUUUUUUUUUAUUACUAUUAAUAUUAUCGAUUUAAUUAUGUUAUAUUUUUCUUUUUUUUGGUUUCAUCAGUGAAAAGUAUUUAGAAUAUCAUCGGUAAAUAAAAUGAAGAAUAAGAAAAGGGUUUUGGAGAGAAAUUAAGUAAUUAAAAAUGAACGAAUAAAUUUAUUCUUCAGUGUUUUAAGUUGUAAAAAAUAUGAGAAAAAAAAAGAAUAAAAAUAUUAAAAAAUUCCAAUUAAAAAUAAAAAUAAAUAUAAGACAUGUACUGAAUAGAAGCAGAUUUGAUUUGACUCUCCUGUAAGUAGAAUUUGAUAAUAAUUAAGGCAUAAAAUAAUAAACAAUAUAUGUUUAUAUAAGCGUAUAUUUGUUUUAAAAAAAAAAAGGAAGGAUUUACUAUGAUGGAAAUAUUAGGUGUAGUUGGAUUGUAUCCGCUUUGACGGAAGUCGAUGGAUUGUUUUAUUGCCAAGGAUUGUUAUCAAUCAAAUCUGUCUCCUUAUAAUUAUCAAUAAAUAAUUUUGAAAUAUUUUGAAUAAUGUAAUUAUAAGUUAAUUAAUUAAAUAAAAAUUGUAUGACGUCGUAAUGCGCUGUUCUCUCGUAAAUACUGUUUAUAAAAAAAAAAAUUAAUAACAAUAGUAAUAAUACAAUGCUCGCAAUCAUUAAACAUUGAUUGCUUAUCAUGAACUCGCAUGAAUUAACGUAUUGGAUGUGAUCAUUGACCGAGUGAAAUUAUCAAUCGGUAACGUAUUUUCUCUGAGAAAAUUAAAUGUAAAAUUAAUGUCAUGCUUUAUACUAUAUAUAUAGAUAUAUAAUAUGUAACGGUGAAAUGUAAAAUAGGAUAUAAAUAAAUAUUAAAAAAGUAAAAUUGAUAACAAUUAAAAAAAAAUUAUAAAUAAUAAGAAUGAUAUGAGCAGUGUGUCGUGAUAAUAAAUUUUUCAAAAUUAUGCCACGUGUUACAAUGGUAUUACUGAAAAUUAAUUGCCAAUAAAUAAAGUUAAAGAUUUGUCUUAAUGAGAUUUCAAAAAAUAAUUAUCGAGUUUAAAUUA
Microplitis demolitor is the source of this 3206-nucleotide messenger RNA. RefSeq names its product protein LSM14 homolog B (gene tral). Gene Ontology annotation, cellular component: P-body. NCBI's taxonomy places the organism in Eukaryota, Metazoa, Arthropoda, Insecta, Hymenoptera, Braconidae. Bases 112 to 1722 code for a protein of 536 amino acids. The transcript is spliced from 7 exons. Gene Ontology annotation, biological process: cytoplasmic stress granule assembly; P-body assembly. The record is from RefSeq and is a predicted model, not a curated record. Gene Ontology annotation, molecular function: mRNA binding.